Molecule: messenger RNA, 3141 nt
Organism: Tuber melanosporum (Perigord truffle)
Lineage: Eukaryota; Fungi; Ascomycota; Pezizomycetes; Pezizales; Tuberaceae
Exons: 7
Coding region: 1-2559 (852 amino acids)
Biological process (GO): endoplasmic reticulum membrane fusion
Cellular component (GO): endoplasmic reticulum
Molecular function (GO): GTPase activity; GTP binding
Source: RefSeq, a predicted model, not a curated record
AUGUCCGUCGACGCAGGUGGUGGCCAUAACCGAUCCGGCAGCAUGGGGCGGAACGGAACUCGUGCGAGAGAUGAUUCGAACAGCUAUUCAAGCGGCAUUCAAGUGAUCGACGAGAAUAAGGAAUUUACACCAUACCUUCCAGCAUACUUGACGGCACAAAAUUUGAUCACCGCCGGUUUCUCAUAUCAUGUCGUCGCUGUCUUCGGCUCUCAGUCCACCGGUAAAUCGACUCUUCUCAACCAUCUGUUUGGAACACGUUUCUCGGUAAUGGACGAGCAGGCCCGCAGACAGACCACCAAGGGAAUAUGGAUGUCUAGAGCUAUCGAAGAUACUAAGAAGUCCGAUCCGCGUGAAAUGGGAAAUAAUAUCCUGGUCAUGGAUGUUGAGGGUACCGACGGUAGAGAGAGAGGGGAGGAUCAGGACUUUGAGAGGAAGAGCGCAUUGUUCGCAUUAGCGACAAGUGAAGUUUUGAUCGUUAAUAUCUGGGAACAUCAAGUUGGUUUGUACCAGGGCGCCAACAUGGGUUUACUCAAAACUGUUUUUGAAGUCAAUCUUGGUUUAUUCUUGAAGGAUAGAAGUACAACUCAUCGAUCGCUCCUGUUCUUCGUAAUCCGUGACCAUGUUGGACAUACCCCACUUCAAAACCUCUCGAAUACACUCAUGCAGGAUUUGUACCGGAUUUGGUCCUCUUUAUCAAAGCCGCCUGGCUUAGAAGACUCGAAAAUCAGUGAUUUUUUCGACUUUGAAUUUGUCGCCCUACCCCACAAGAUCCUUCAACCGGAGAGGUUUGUUGAGGAGACCCAAAAGCUACGGAAGCGGUUCCGUGAGGGUAUUUCACCGCAGGUGGAGGCUAUGAGCGGGUCUAAUGGAGUGGAACGGAGGGGCGACGGCGGCGGGGUAUUCCUGCCGGCAUACCACAGGCGGAUACCUGCAGAUGGGUUCCCACAUUAUGCCUCAGGCGUGUGGACACAGAUCGUCAUAAACAAAGAUCUUGAUUUGCCUUCCCAACAGGAGCUGUUGGCUCAGUAUCGUUGUGACGAAAUUGCGGCAACUUGCACUGCCGGGUUUAACGAGAUUAUGUCACCAUUUGAAGAGCAAGCGAAGACUGGUAGGGUGCUGGAAGGACUCGGGAGUGCUAUGAAAGAGGCUCUUGGCGAAGCAAUGGGGGGGUUUGAGGAAUCCGGAGGGAGAUAUCAUAAGGGAGUCUUUGAGCGCAAGAGAGAAGACCUUCGAGAGAACUUGGAGGGAAGGUUACGAGGUCUUGUCGUUGGCCAAUUUUCUGCUCUGUCAAAGAGGGCCGUGCAAGAAUUCACGGAAGAGAUUACGGGAAUCUUGAAGUUGGCAAAUGCUUCAGGACAGAGUACAUCGUCGAACUAUGAUUUCGCUGCCGUGGUUAACCAGACAAGGUCCAAGGUUGUUGAUAGGUUUAUCACAGAGGCCUCUGAGUCGUAUAUUCCCGGAGCAGAAUGGUCUAAUUAUGAAAACGAACUCGCCUCUCUACAAGCUGCGCUGGAUGAAAUUGCAGCAAGAUUAAGGGGAGAGGAGAUGAAGCGGCUUGUGGCUCGUCUUGAAAAGGCAAUUCGAUCCAAGCUCGCAGAACCAGUUGAGUUGGAGUUCAGGAAGAUGGAAGAUAGCUCAAAAGAGAAGGGUAACCUCUGGGACAGAGUUUGGAAAGUAUGGACUGAGGCUGUUGGCGAAGGUGUUGAGGGCUUUCUUGCACGGGCUGGCGGUCUUAAUGCUACUGAGAAAGAGCGAGAUAUAGGGGCAUGGAAACUACGGAAGAAGGCUUGGGGGGUGCUUAAGGCCAAGAUUGAAGAGGAAGUUAUGGAGGGCAAUAUACUGCUCAAGCUGAGAGAGAACUUUGAGGACCGUUUCCGCUACGAUGAGCAAGGCGUUCCUCGGGUAUGGAAACCCACAGACCCUAUCGAGCAGGCAUACACUACUGCUCGUGAGGCAACACUCGGAUUGAUACCUUUGAUUUCCCGUAUCCGCCUCGCUUCAGGAGUGGAGCCACCAUUGACCGAAUUCCUCAGUGAUCCGCCCUCCAACUUUGAGGAGGAUGUUGAUGAUAUGGGCGUCGCCAAAGACGAGUUUGUGGUGCUUGGUGAAGCUAAGCAGGUCGACUUGUCGACUAGGUUUAAAAGAAUGGCAGAUGCAGUUUUCGUUGAAGCUAAGAGGAGCACUGUUAGUUCGGUGGCACAGAUUCCGAUAUAUUUCUGGGGCCUCAUGCUCGCCUUGGGGUGGAACGAGAUCUGGGCUGUGCUACGAAGUCCUGUCUAUUUUAUCUUUCUGCUCAUGUGCUGCGCUGCGGCAUAUGUAGUCCAUACCUUGAAUCUCUGGGGACCAAUCCUUCGGGUCACCAAUGCUAUGAGUCAGCAGGCCGUAGAUAUUGGAAAGGAACGCCUUCGUGAUCUUGUCGCUGAUCCAAACGUGGUUUAUCCUGCAGGAUUGAACGGGACCAGAGGCGUUGAUGAUGGUAGCGGCGCCAUUAGUCUGCAGACGUUAGAUGGCGAAGGAAGAAAACGAGCUAGAAUCAAGCGGGAAGACGACGACGAGUAGGCCACUGGAGAGGUCCGGCGGGUGUUGGGGCAUAAUAUUAGUGGGGCGAGGGCUGUGCUUGGAAUGCGGGUAUAACUUUCUCUCAACUUCUGUUUCCUGCCGUCCUCGUUCCUGCCCGGCCAUUCUUGCGCUGUUCUAGGGUUUUCCUAUUGUCUUUUAUCACCACCACUCCCGGGAUUGUCCGCACGCUGUGGUUGAGUGUAUUGUGUCUCUUUUAUUUUUGUUUCCUACACUAUUGUAUUUUAGCUAUGGACCUUUAUUUUUUCUUUUGGAAGGAGACUUCAAAAACGAGUAGAUAGAGUUCGGGAGAACCGGCGGUGAUGGACUAGGGGGGGUAUUAUAGACAGUUGUCGUAUGAAGGGGUUUUUUUUUACUGGGAUGAAUUGGUGGAUGGGAGAAGCACGAUAUCAUAGAGUACCGGUAUUGUACUCGGGUACUUGUAAUAGUCUUUUUUGUUUUGUUUUGUUUUGGCUUUCUAUCUUUUCUUUUCUUUUCUUUUCUUUUCUUGGUUCACUCCUUCAUGGAUGGUUCGUGCACGGGAUCCGGGUGAGGAGAGCUGUUCAAUCAAAUUUAUUUUCCUGG